Brassica oleracea var. oleracea is the source of this 865-nucleotide messenger RNA. RefSeq lists its product as uncharacterized. The record is from RefSeq and is a predicted model, not a curated record. The coding region runs from base 39 to 728 and encodes 229 amino acids. The transcript is spliced from 2 exons. NCBI's taxonomy places the organism in Eukaryota, Viridiplantae, Streptophyta, Magnoliopsida, Brassicales, Brassicaceae.
AUUCUUAACCGAGUAUAACAAAACACAGACACUCAACAAUGGAUGACUUUUAUUCUUCUAUCUGGCUGCAUCAUGAGAGCCUUGAUGAGAUGAGGCAGAAUCUGCAGAACACUCUGUUCGAGCUAGAGACACUGAAAAUGGAAGCCAAUGAGAAAUCAAGAACACAUACAGAAGAAGUCAACCAGCUUCUCACUCUCCUCAAAUCCACUCAACAAGAACGAGACCAAGCUAGACAACAACUAUCUCAGUUUCUCACCCAAACCCAAAACUCUAAUUCAAGAAGCAUCACUGAGUCAAACAGCCUCUCUCGUGACGGAUCUUCUUCUCCUUCUUCCUCAGAACUCUCCAGCUUCCUCAACAUUCAUCCUCCUCAGCCGUCAAUGAUCCUCAACGAUGCAAUGGCUCAUAAACAUCAUCAGCUCGAACCUAUGGACGCUCUCGUGAUGGGUAAAGCUUUUCCUGAAACGGGGAAGCUAUUAAAAGCGGUGGUGGAAGCUGGACCGCUUCUUCAAACGCUUCUUGUCGCGGGACCACUGCCGAAAUGGGUAAACCCACCGCCUCAAACGCAAUCGCAGCGUUUUGAUUUACCUCCUCCUUUCUCGUUUAAAGGGUCUGAUGUUAGUAACAGCUCGCUAACGUGUUCUGGUUCGGUUAUGAGAUUUGGGAUCGGUUCGAGUUCGGUUAUCGAUCAAACAAUGUUAAACGGAAAGAGGCAGAGAUUAGAGUAGCUAAUCGAUCAUUUUACGAGAUUUAUCAGAGCAGUAUUGUAAGCUGGGUGAUUAUUUUUGUCCCUUCUUUAUGAUUCUAACUCCGGUUUGAACGGUUCGGUUAUUAUGUCAAAUUUGGUUCAGGGUAAUAAAUUUGU